Molecule: messenger RNA, 778 nt
Organism: Heterobasidion irregulare TC 32-1
Lineage: Eukaryota; Fungi; Basidiomycota; Agaricomycetes; Russulales; Bondarzewiaceae
Exons: 3
Coding region: 66-593 (175 amino acids)
Source: RefSeq, a predicted model, not a curated record
CGUUGACACUACAUAUUCAUCUAGGGCUCCUUUCGACAAUCCUUCACGCCACCGUCCAGCUAUAUAUGAGAGGCCACCGCGUAGCGAGGUACAAACUCGCGAUUUCGUACCAAGAGCUCCACGGGGUUUCCCUGUUCAGCCACCUCAUGGACCACCUCCGUCCUCUCCCACAAAUCCGUCCUUCGACCGAAGGCCCCAUGGUCCAGACUAUGUCCCGACUCGUCCAAGAGAGAGGCAGCCUCCUGCUCAUCCGAGGGACUCGUGGCCCGGCCAUCGUGAACCUGCCCCUUCGUCCUAUCCGCCACCGGCGGCUCGUGUCGUCCACCCCAGACCGAACACGACACUGUCCGGGAAUGCCACUAGGCCACUUCCUUAUGAGUCUUCGCAAGAGAGGCCGAGUCGGGCGCAAUAUGAUAAACACGAAGCGCAGUAUCAGGAUGUCCAAGCCCCUCGAGCUCAACGUCAUGACACUCCUUUGGGGCCCGCGUCCAAAACCUCCACCACAAACAGUGUUCCUGCUGCAAGCAGAAGUGGUCCUCAACUUGGACCUCCACCGCCCAUCCCAUCUCAACUUCCACCUCCUUCUACACUGACCCGGCGGGGGUCUAUCCAUACAACGCAUGUCGAAUCCGGGCAUAGUCACCCUACCCUAGAGCCUGCCCCUCACUGGGAACGGCCAUCGUCCCAAACGAUGAGACCCCCGCUGCCGCGCAUGCCACCAGCUUCCUCACACCCUACUCAUUCGGACGUGAGCGAAGGCAUGACGGCUCACAAUGGA